GCAAACCACACAAUUUAAUUUGUUCAUUUCCGGUUAUUCAACUGUGUGUGUGUGUGUGUGUGUGUGUGCGCGCGAUAGUUUGAGGCUGUAUCUGUUGUCAAACGCCUCGUUUCGGGGUAGCUCGAUAGCUGAUGCCAGUUGGACCGUAUCGAGCACUUGUCAAAACUGAACGCAAAUAAUUACCAUGAAAUGAUAAAACUGUGAUGUGUUGUGUAUUGUUUGUUUAACGGUCUGGUGAUAUCACUGCUUCAUCUUUUUUAUAAUUGUGGGUCAAAAUUUGUUACCAAUGCACUUUUCGCGGAACAAGAUGCCGGGAAAAUAUGCCCUGGUACGUCUUUUUAUAGCGCUUUGCUUCUGGCACGGUAAAUGUGUACUCGGUGAGUUGCAACUGAGUCCGAUAAAUGGAUGUGGACCGGCCGGAGGAGAGUGUGUGCCGAUAUCACGGUUUCCUUCUCAUGAGACCGAUUUGGGUCCGUGCAUAACAGUUUUCAAUACAGAAGGGUUAUGUCGCCAUAAAAAGGCCAAAAAUGUGGCUCACUACAAGAGACGCAACCAGGGGCAUGAUAACGACCACGUGCUGGCAAAUGCUUUACACAAGGGACAGCAGAUGUAUGCAGAUAAACUUCACCAUAUUAACCAGAACCUUGCGGCCAUGACCGCCAAAGGCAACACCGAGCCUCUGUUUCACCCGCUGUUGCAAACGCCGCUCCAGGAUGAGGCUAUUUCGGAGCAUCACGAUAUCUAUGAGAAAGUUUUCGCAAGCAAACAUUUCGCCGAUGCCAUCAAUCUGACCAUGGAGGAACGCCAGAUGGACCACUUUGCUCGAAUGCCCAGGCACAGACGGAAGCGUUGUGUUGAGGCCGUCCAAUGUGAUCCACACGCACAUUACAGGUCCUUCGAUGGCACGUGUAACAAUCUGCAUCCGGAACGAACUAGUGCCGGGGCGGCAGGUUAUCCGUUCCAUAAACUACUCCCACCUGCCUAUGAGGAUGGGGUGUGGGCUCCAAGAGUACACUCUGUGUCGGGCAAGUUAUUACCGAGUGCCCGAAUCAUUUCCGCUACCCUGCUGGCCGACCUGGACCGACCGGACCUCAAGCUAAACCUCUUGCUGAUGCAGUUUGGUCAGUUUAUCGCACACGAUAUCACUCGAAGUUCAAGCAUUAAAAUAAAUAACCAGGAAAUCGAAUGCUGCUCUCCGGACGGUUCGGCUGCUCUUCAGGGGGAUCAGCAGCAUUUUGCCUGUCUCCCGAUUGAAGUACCCCCGAAUGACCCGUUCUAUUCAAAGUUUGGCGUUCGCUGUCUCAACUUCGUUCGGCUCGAACUAGCUAGGGGAGGCAACUGCAAGCUGGGACACGCCAAACAGCUCAGCAAGGUUACCCAUUUUGUCGAUGCAUCCACGGUGUACGGAUCUAGCUCGGAACUUGCGGCUUCCCUUCGAACGUUCAACAAAGGACAACUGCGCAGCACGUUCCCCGUGGGCAUUGAAAUGCUUCCGUUCAACAGAAAUCCGGCCGUUUGCGAACCCUGGGCUAGGGUUUGCUUUGAAGCAGGGGAUGAUCGAGUGAAUCAGAUUGUUUCACUGGUGCAGGUUCAAAAUUUGUUCCUGAGAGAGCACAACCGUAUCGCAGGGAUUCUGACCAACGUGAAUCCCCACUGGAGUGACGAAAAGGUGUACCAAGAAGCGAGGAAAAUAGUGGUGGCAGAAAUUCAGAAGAUACUAUACAACGAGUACCUCCCGAUCAUUGUUGGAUGGAAGAAGGCGAAGUUUUACGGGCUAGUAGAUGAUUCGGAAGGUCAUAUAGAUUCGUACAACCAGAACAUCAAACCUGUGGUAUUCAGCGAGGUUUCUGCUGCCGCUUUCCGCUUUGGCCACUCAACCGUUGACGGACAUUUUCGCAUACAGCAUCGUAAUGCUCCUACGGAAAGAAUUCCCAUUCAUGAGGUGUUCAAUGAUCCCUCCAGGCUCAUGGACUCCAGUAGUUUCGACGAUUACAUGCGAUCCCUUGGCGAUCAACCGCAGCAGCAGCUGGAUAGCUCCGUAACGCUUGGUUUGGCUGGAUUCCUGUUCGCCGGAAGGCAACCAUUUGGUUCCGACCUGGCGUCUCUCAACAUUCAGCGCGGUCGUGAUCAUGCCCUUCAACCGUACAACGCGUAUCGGGAUUGGGCUGGAUUGCCGAAAGCCAGAAGCUUCCAGGAGUUCGGAUCGGCGGGCAGCCAACUGUCACAGGUUUACGAGCACCCAGAUGAUGUUGAUCUCUGGAUUGGGGGUUUGCUGGAGCCCGCUGAGGAGGGUGGAUUGGUGGGCCAUACCUUCGGUCAUCUAAUUGCGGAACAAUUUGCCCGUCUGAAGUUUGGCGAUCGUUUCUAUUACACCAACACGGACAAAAUCAACCCGAGUGCUUUCACGAAGCACCAGCUGCACGAGAUUGGAAAGGUUUCACUUGCCAGUAUCAUAUGUGCCAACGUCGACAAGCGCUUUGAUUUUUAUCAAGCUCCUCGCGCUUUUCUGAAAUCGAGCCAACACAACGUCCCGAUACCGUGCGAGAAGUUUGGUGAUUUCGAUUUUAGUGCUUGGAAGCACUAGGUGAAACAGGCGAGGUUGUGUUAGUUUGUCAUUUUUUAAAAAUGUUUCGAAAGGAACAUUAUCGAAUUUAAUCAAUGUUAGAAAUGUAUUGAUGUAUAAUUGUGAAUAAAGUCUAUCAUUCA
Molecule: messenger RNA, 2706 nt
Organism: Toxorhynchites rutilus septentrionalis
Lineage: Eukaryota; Metazoa; Arthropoda; Insecta; Diptera; Culicidae
Gene: Pxt
Product: chorion peroxidase
Exons: 5
Coding region: 287-2584 (765 amino acids)
Biological process (GO): response to oxidative stress
Molecular function (GO): peroxidase activity; heme binding
Source: RefSeq, a predicted model, not a curated record